AUGGUUCAUUUAUCCGCUAUUGCCCUGGCAUUGGCCGGUCUUCUGCCUCAACUAACACAAGCAGCUGGUCUCAACACUGCUGCUGUUGCCAAGGGAAAGCUAUACUUCGGAUCAGCGACUGAUAAUCCCGAGUUGACCGAUAGCCCAUAUUUGACUCAAUUGAGCAACACAGAUGACUUUGGUCAGAUUACCCCUGGCAACUCUCAAAAGUGGGAUGCGACGGAGCCAACUCAAAACACCUUCUCUUUCACCAAAGGCGAUGUCAUUGCUGACCUGGCUGCUACCAAUGGCCAGAAGCUACGAUGCCAUAACUUGGUCUGGCAUAGCCAGUUGCCCAGCUGGGUCUCGAGUGGCACCUGGACCAAUGAGACUCUAAUUGCUGCUAUGAAGAAUCACAUUACCAAUGUUGUUACGCACUACAAGGGAAAAUGUUACGCUUGGGAUGUGGUCAACGAAGCCCUCAAUGAUGAUGGCAGCUACCGCAGCAGUAUCUUCUAUACAACUAUCGGCGAAGCCUAUCUCCCCAUUGCCUUUGCAGCCGCCGCCGCCGCCGAUCCAUCGGUCAAGCUCUAUUACAACGAUUAUAACAUUGAGAAUGCCGGUUCCAAGUCUACAGCCGCUCAGAAGAUUGUCAAGCUUGUUCAAUCGUACGGUGCUAAGAUUGACGGUGUCGGUCUGCAGGCUCACUUCAUCGUUGGAAGUACGCCCAGCCAGAGCGCGCAGACUACCAAUUUGGCUGCUUUCACAGCGCUGGGUGUUGAGGUUGCCUAUACCGAGCUUGAUAUCCGUAUGACACUGCCUUCAACUGCUGCUUUGCUUGCUCAGCAGUCAACCGAUUACCAGAACACUGUUGCGGCUUGUGUGGCUAAUGCCAAAUGUGUUGGGGUUACCAUCUGGGACUACACUGACAAGUACUCUUGGGUGCCUAGUACUUUCUCCGGUCAGGGUGCUGCUUGUCCUUGGGAUGAUCAGCUGGUUAAGAAGCCUGCUUACACUGGUAUCUUGAAUGCUCUUGGUGGCUCUGCUUCUUCCACUACCACUGCUGCCACCACUGCUGCGACUACUCUCGCUACGACUACUAAGGCUACUACUACUACCACUGCUGGCUCGGGUAGCAGCACUGGUGUUGCUCACUGGGGACAGUGUGGUGGCUCAGGCUGGACUGGCAGUACCGUUUGUGCUAGUGGAUAUACUUGCACUUACUCCAAUGACUGGUACUCGCAGUGUCUGUAG
Messenger RNA from Penicillium nucicola, 1233 nucleotides. Its product is annotated as putative endo-1,4-beta-xylanase. The transcript has 5 exons. Gene Ontology annotation, biological process: carbohydrate metabolic process. Bases 1 to 1233 code for a protein of 410 amino acids. The record is from RefSeq and is a predicted model, not a curated record. Lineage: Eukaryota; Fungi; Ascomycota; Eurotiomycetes; Eurotiales; Aspergillaceae. Gene Ontology annotation, cellular component: extracellular region. Gene Ontology annotation, molecular function: cellulose binding; hydrolase activity, hydrolyzing O-glycosyl compounds.